CGCAGCCCGGCGCCCGCUCUGCGCGUCACUUCCGGUGAGGUACGGCAGGCGCCGGAAGUGCCUCCAUAGCUGUCGGCGGGGAGAGGGGAGCGAGGAGCGACGGCGCCAUGGUGGAGGAAGUCCAGAAGCACUCUGUGCACACACUUGUGUUCAGGUCUUUGAAGAGAACCCAUGAUAUGUUUGUAGCUGAUAAUGCCAAGCCUGUGCCGUUAGAUGAUGAAAGCCACAAAGUAAAGAUGGCAGUGAAGCUGCGUACUGAGUACGGCUCAGUGUUGCACAUGCCUACACUUAAAGAAAACAUGAGAGAGAAAGGAGGCCCAGCUACUGGGGAUCCAUAUGGACAUAAACAGUAUUCCGGAAAUGAAGGAGAAGAACUGGAGUAUGUGAUAACUGGCACGCAUCCAUACCCACCUGGGCCUGGUGUGGCUCUGACAGCAGAUACUAAGAUCCAGAGGAUGCCUAGUGAAUCUGCAGCUCAGUCCUUAGCUGUAUCUCUUCCCGCUUCUCAGUCCAGGUUGGAUGCUAAUCGGACAGCUGCCGGUGUGGGAGAGAUUUACAGACAUGCUGGGAUAUCUGAGCGCUCACAGCCUCCUGGGAUGUCUGUGGCUAUGAUGGAAGCUGGCGGAACCAAAAAUUCUGCAUUAGUACCAAAGAAGGCUCCAACCAUGCCCAAGCCUCAGUGGCAUCCACCUUGGAAACUGUACAGAGUUAUCAGCGGUCACUUGGGCUGGGUGAGAUGCAUUGCAGUAGAACCAGGAAAUCAGUGGUUUGUUACUGGCUCUGCUGACAGAACUAUUAAGAUUUGGGACCUUGCUAGUGGCAAGUUGAAAUUGUCUUUGACGGGGCACAUUAGCACUGUACGAGGUGUGAUAGUAAGUGCAAGGAGUCCUUACCUCUUUUCCUGUGGAGAAGACAAACAAGUGAAAUGCUGGGAUCUUGAGUACAAUAAGGUUAUCAGACAUUACCAUGGUCAUUUAAGUGCUGUCUAUGGUUUAGACUUGCACCCAACAAUAGAUGUCCUGGUGACGUGUAGCAGAGAUUCAACAGCACGAAUUUGGGAUGUGAGGACAAAAGCUAGUGUGCACACGCUCUCAGGACACACAAAUGCUGUGGCAACAGUGAAGUGCCAGGCUGCAGAACCACAAGUUGUUACAGGCAGCCAUGAUACUACCAUACGGCUUUGGGAUUUAGUGGCAGGGAAAACUCGUGUUACUUUAACAAACCAUAAGAAAUCUGUAAGAGCAGUAAUACUACAUCCAAGACAUUACACAUUUGCAUCUGGUUCUCCAGAUAACAUUAAGCAGUGGAAAUUCCCGGAUGGAAACUUCAUUCAGAACCUCUCUGGUCACAAUGCCAUUAUCAACACACUGACUGUAAAUUCAGAUGGAGUUUUGGUCUCAGGAGCUGAUAAUGGUACUAUGCAUCUUUGGGACUGGAGAACUGGAUACAAUUUCCAAAGAGUGCACGCAGCUGUACAGCCAGGCUCUUUGGACAGCGAAUCGGGAAUAUUUGCUUGUGUUUUUGACCAGUCUGAAAGCAGGUUGCUAACUGCUGAAGCUGAUAAGACCAUAAAAGUGUAUAAAGAAGAUGAUACUGCGACUGAAGAAACUCAUCCUAUCAGCUGGAAACCAGAAAUUAUCAAGAGGAAGCGAUUUUAAUGCGACAACACACUUGUGCUAUGAUUUUUUUCUGGCUUUUUCGAGAGCUUUCAGUCACAUGUUCUGUCUACAACAGAAGAGCAGGAAGUCAGCAAAUCUGUGCUUUUUCAGUGUGUUUUCUAAUAAAUUUCAUUUCUUCCUUUUUGUCUUUUUUUGGGUUGCGUGAUCCCAGCAAACAGGUUGCAGCUAUCAGCCUUCUCUUUGGCUGCACGCAUGUGGAGCAUGUGUGGUUCAUGGAGAGGAUAAAUGUGCAGGUGGUUGCUUUUUUAUAUGCCUCUACUGAGCGUGAAUCUGAAAAGAUUUGGUGAGCUGGGUUUUCUGCAAGACCCUUGCUUUGCUCCAAAAGUAGCUGAGUUUACCAUAGAGUCCAUCUACGGGACAUUUAUUGAGUGGCACUUCUAGAUUUUAGAGCCAUGUUGUUUACUGUGUAUGUGCUUAGUAAAUACUGUAAUGGAACGUUACGUGUGCUAAAGUACAGAAUGAGAGAUUAACCAAUAAAGAUCAUGGCAUAAUACA
This is a messenger RNA of Tympanuchus pallidicinctus (lesser prairie-chicken), 2174 nucleotides long. RefSeq names its product pleiotropic regulator 1 (gene PLRG1). Gene Ontology annotation, cellular component: precatalytic spliceosome; catalytic step 2 spliceosome; Prp19 complex. Gene Ontology annotation, biological process: mRNA splicing, via spliceosome. The record is from RefSeq and is a predicted model, not a curated record. The transcript has 15 exons. The coding region runs from base 108 to 1658 and encodes 516 amino acids. NCBI's taxonomy places the organism in Eukaryota, Metazoa, Chordata, Aves, Galliformes, Phasianidae. Gene Ontology annotation, molecular function: protein binding.